This is a messenger RNA of Candidula unifasciata, 321 nucleotides long. Lineage: Eukaryota; Metazoa; Mollusca; Gastropoda; Stylommatophora; Geomitridae. The record is from the annotation of a GenBank genome assembly.
AUGUUAUUUGUCAAGCGACACGUUAAGCUGAAGAUUGUGUGGAUUCCCAUCCGUGACUACACGCCGCCGACCAUGGAGCAAGUCAGUGAAUUCAUCAACCAGGUUCUGGAGACCAAAGCUACAGGAAAGGCCACCUGUGUCCACUGCGCCCAUGGUUUGGGUAGAACAGGUACCAUGUUGGCUUGCUACUUUGUUCAAGUUCACAACAUGGAGCCGGAAGCUGCAAUUGCGCAUGUCCGGAAGUUGAGACCAGGUUCUGUUGAGACGACCGAACAAGAAUUGCUGGUGACGGAGUUUUACAACACUUUGAAGAAAAAAUAA